AAACUGGAGCUGGACCUAUCAAGUCUCAAUACUGUAAAUAUAGUGUUUGCUGCUCUGUUUAGCAAAUUAGGUGUUCCAAUCAAGACCACUGUCUCAGCAACAGUUUUAGAGGAGGCAUUGAAUGGAUCAGUAGAGAUUUCUCAGCUUCAGCUGUGCAAGUCUGUAUGUAGGAAGGUAGAAAAGCAGACAGCUCACUUCUAUUCCAUAGACAUAACAGACAAAGAAGCCAAAAUGGGCUUAGCGUGUAGAGUUCAUUCAACUGCUAAAAUUAAGUUUAAGCUGUUGUAUUUUGAGCCUGAGGACAAUGGUGGAUUGAGCCUUGCUUUACAGCUGCUGUAUUUUGAGCCUGAGGACAAUGGUGGAUUGAGCCUUGCUUUACAGAGGGUUGCAAAGGCAAUCAAGGAGAACUCAGGCAAUGCUCUUCUUAAGGCAGUGAAGAUGUCAAAGCAUGCUGGCUGGGGUGUGAUGACCAGUCACAUGAGGGUCAGAUCAAAACUGGAGCUCCCUGUCGAUCUGAGCAUCUUGCCAACUGCCAAGUACAAUCAGGCAAGUGAUUCUUAUGUGUUGUAGUAUUGCCAAGUACAGAAUGCUGCUAUGUUUUGGUUUCAGCAAUCCUCCACUAGAAUUGCUCAAUGGAUUAGAAUUAUAAUUUUGAAUCAGAUGGACAUCAUUGUAGUACCAAUACUCUUUAUUCUUAGUAUUUAGUAUGCUAUCAUUUCAGGUUCACCUGGUUCAGUAUUAUAAUUCAGGUUCAGAAACAAGGAGAUGGAACAUUCAUCGAACUGGAGCAGGUGUGGAUAGGCGCGUGGAGGAUCUCGACACUGAUGCAGGCAAACUUAAGUACUUAACAGGCAUGCACAAUAUAUGUAUCUCUUUACUCUGGACUAGAGGGAAUGUUAAGGAUUCUCAAAGCAUGCUGGAGUUUCUAGAAUCAAACAAAUAUAACAAUGAACACUAUUCAAUUAAAAAAAUGCCCGAAAACAUCACAUGACAAUCAGUAAUUAUAUGGUCAGUUUUUGUAAAA
Molecule: messenger RNA, 1024 nt
Organism: Panicum virgatum (switchgrass)
Lineage: Eukaryota; Viridiplantae; Streptophyta; Magnoliopsida; Poales; Poaceae
Product: chaperone protein dnaJ 16-like
Exons: 9
Source: RefSeq, a predicted model, not a curated record